Ananas comosus (pineapple) is the source of this 2414-nucleotide messenger RNA. RefSeq names its product tRNA-dihydrouridine(47) synthase [NAD(P)(+)]-like. Lineage: Eukaryota; Viridiplantae; Streptophyta; Magnoliopsida; Poales; Bromeliaceae. The record is from RefSeq and is a predicted model, not a curated record. The transcript has 10 exons. The coding region runs from base 141 to 2180 and encodes 679 amino acids. Gene Ontology annotation, molecular function: metal ion binding; flavin adenine dinucleotide binding; RNA binding. Gene Ontology annotation, biological process: tRNA processing.
CCCCCGCUUGAACCCUACUUGGCUACUUCGCUACUUCCCCCCCUCUCGCUCUCUCAAUCCCCAAAAACCCGAAUCCAAACCUCGGCGUUCCCCGUUCCCACACUCUCCUCCUCCUCGUCUUCCUCCCCUGUCCCCUCGCCAUGGACGCGGCCGCGCCCGUGGCGGAGGGGUCUGAGGCGAACCCUGGCGCCUCGCCCCCGAACCAUCAGCCCGAUUCCGGCGGAGGCGGCGGCCGCGCUGCCCGUCCCACGCCGGAGGAGCUGGUGGCGCGAUCCAUCGCCCCCGUGAAGCCCGAGUUCCUCUGCCCUCCGCCCGUCCGGUCCGCCGCCGACGCCGGAGACGGCGCCGCCGCCGCCGCUUCGGGCGUCGUCAAGGAGAAGAAGUCGCGGCGACAGAUGAAGAGAGAGCGCAAGGAGGAACAAAAAUCCACAUUACAUAUAUGUAUUGAAGUAGCAAGAAGCGGAAAUGUGGAUUCGUGCAAUUAUGGUGAUAAAUGCCGUUUCAGCCAUGACAUAAAUGCUUAUUUGGCUCAGAAACCAGCUGAUUUUGAGGGAACUUGUCCUUUCAUUAAUGCAGAAGAGUCAUGUCCUUAUGGACUAACUUGUCGAUUUUUAAAUUCGCACAAGGAAAAUAUCCCUUCAGAAUCUCAGAAAAUUUCUAGGAAGAGCCAUGAGAUCAAUGGCUUGAGUAAAAACCUUCAGAAGCUUUUGUGGAAGAAUAAAGUUGAUUUUCCUAAGGCAGAUGCUCAACUCAAACUUCUUGGCCUAAAGGGUGGUAAAAGCAAGAAGGAAAAGUCAAAAGUUGAUAACGUAGAAAACCAGCAAGAUGCUUUUGAUGGAUCAAAUAACCUUUGCAAUGAUGAUAAAAGUGAGAUGCUUGCCUGCAAGGAUGAUGAUGCAUCAUGCGUUGAUGUAUCUGAUGAGGCAAGGCCUUUGAAGAAGACGAAGGGUGAAGUUGCUGAAAAUGGUGGAAAUGACAUUGCUAAUGGUUCAUGUUGCAUGGAAACAAUUCUAACAGAUGGUACAGAGAACUCUUCACUCAAUACACUAAAUUCAUGCAAAGUCAAUCCAAGUCCAAAGGUACAUGCACGAGAAAAGAAGCUUAUUGAUUUUAGAGGGAAGCUGUACCUUGCACCUUUGACCACUGUCGGGAAUCUUCCUUUUAGAAGGAUCUGCAAAGUCUUAGGGGCCGACGUCACUUGUGGAGAAAUGGCGAUGUGUACAAAUCUUUUACAGGGGCAAGUUUCAGAAUGGGCAUUGCUGAGGCGGCAUUCGUCAGAGGAUUUAUUUGGAGUACAAAUAUGCGGGGCUUAUCCUGAUACUGUGGCACGUACAGUUGAACUUGUGGAAAGUCAAUGUUCGGUUGACUUCAUUGACAUCAAUAUGGGGUGCCCAAUCGAUAUUAUUGUCAACAAGGGUGCUGGAUCUUCACUUCUUAUGAAACCCAUGAGAAUGAAGGGAAUUAUACAAGCAGCCUCCAAUACAUUUGAGAAGCCUUUAACUGUUAAGGUGCGAACUGGUUACUUUGAGGGGAGAAAUCGAAUUGAUUCCCUAGUUUCGGAUAUUUAUGAGUGGGGUGCAAGUGCACUGACCAUACAUGGCAGAUCACGGCAGCAGCGAUACAGCAAGCUUGCUGAUUGGGAUUAUAUCUACCAGUGCGCACGCAAGGCCCCUAGUAAUUUGCAUGUUUUAGGAAAUGGUGAUGUAUUUUCAUACACCGACUGGAAUAAGCAUGCUUCCGACUGUCCUGAGCUUUCUUCUUGCAUGAUCGCUCGAGGUGCUUUAAUCAAGCCUUGGAUAUUUACUGAAAUAAAGGAACAGAGACACUGGGACAUUACAUCUGGAGAGAGAUUUAACAUACUAAAAGAUUUCGUACGAUUUGGCCUAGAACACUGGGGUUCUGAUACCAAAGGUGUGGAAACAACGCGCCAUUUCUUGUUAGAAUGGCUAAGCUACACUUAUCGGUAUAUCCCCGUGGGCUUGUUGGAUGUCGUCCCGCAACGCUUGAAUUGGAGGCCGCCGAGCUUCUACGGCCGUGAUGAUCUCGAAACCCUAAUGGCCUCCGAUUCAGCUGCCGAUUGGAUUAGGAUCUCCGAGAUGCUGCUUGGUAAAGUUCCUGAAGGCUUUACCUUCGCCCCGAAACACAAAUCGAAUGCUUACGAUCGAGCGGAGAACGGGUGAUGAUCGAAAACCGGCAGUUAACUCUUUUUUUUUAGUUUUUCUGAAGGAUUUGUUUGUUGUAUCAUUCGAAGUCCCUAUUUAUUUAACCUCUUUCGCGGCCCUUUAAAUGUAUGAGAAAUUUGGAGAUAUUCUUAUGGAAGUUUGAAGAUAACGACCUGCAAUGUGCAAUGAAAAGAAAACAAAGAGAAAUUUUUCAUUUUAUGAAUUCGUAGAACUCCUAUUGCAUGUGGAGUC